Drosophila ficusphila is the source of this 2352-nucleotide messenger RNA. RefSeq names its product glucosidase 2 subunit beta (gene GCS2beta). The transcript is spliced from 2 exons. The coding region runs from base 129 to 1790 and encodes 553 amino acids. Gene Ontology annotation, biological process: N-glycan processing. Gene Ontology annotation, cellular component: glucosidase II complex. The record is from RefSeq and is a predicted model, not a curated record. NCBI's taxonomy places the organism in Eukaryota, Metazoa, Arthropoda, Insecta, Diptera, Drosophilidae. Gene Ontology annotation, molecular function: protein binding.
AUCGCUAGUCCUACACCGGCAUUUACGACUCGUAAAAAAACCAUAGCAAAUUCCACGUAAGACUUACAGCAACUGGCCAGCAACUCAAUCUAGGAGAUUAACUAGGAAUAGCAACAAUUACCGCCAAAAUGCAAGGCUUGGAAGUCAGCCAAAUGGUGCUAGUACCGCUCGUGGUGGCUUUGCUGGUCCUAAACGCAGCUUUAGCCAGCGAAGUUCCACGUCCGUUGGGAGUCUCACUGGCAAAGUCUUCACUGUACCAGCCACGAGCGGGCGACAACAGUUGGAGCUGUUUGGAUGGCAGCAAAACCAUCCCCUUCACGCACAUCAACGACGACUUCUGCGACUGUGCGGACGGAAGCGAUGAGCCGGGCACCUCCGCCUGCUCCAAUGGUCAGUUCCACUGCCUGAACAAGGGCCACCAGCCGGUGGAUAUACCCAGUUCCCAGGUGCAAGACGGAAUCUGUGACUGCUGCGACGGCAGCGAUGAGUCACAGGUGGUCGGUUGCCCAAACACUUGUUUGGAACUCGGAGCAGCGGCCGCAAUUCAAAGGCAAAACCAGGCGGAGUUGCACAAAAAAGGUGCCGAGCGGCGACAGGAAAUGAUAACCCGUGGCAAGCAAUUGAAGGCUGAACGGGAAGCCCGCCGCCUUGAGCUCGACCAGCGUCGCAAGGAACAGGAACUCCUGCGCACCGAAAAGGAGCAACUUAAGAAGAACGCCGAGACUCUGGAAGCGGAGGCCCUUGAAAUCUUCAAGGAGCAGCAGCGCGAGUUGAAUGCGGAAACCGCACAGGCCGAGCAGGAGCCACAACAAAUGCGCCAGGAGGCAUCGCUCAGCUUCGUGCGCUACGACACCAACAAGGAUGGCUUCGUCGAGGUCACCGAACUGAUGGUGGACAUGAAUUUGGACAGGGAUCGCAACGGCGUGGUUACCGUCGAGGAGGCCAAGUUCUUCCUGGACGAACGCGAACGUGUGGAUCUCGAUGCGUUCGUUACGCUCGCCUGGCCAAGGAUCAAACCUCUGGCAAUGCUGGCCGAGGGUCUGUUCCAGCCGCCGCAGCCGGAGGAAACUACGACAGGAGCUGAGACUGAGCAAGCGGAGGUAAACACCGAAGCUAUCCAGCCCACGCCACCCAAGACAAGCGAAGAACAAGCUGAUCUGGCUGGUGAAGAAGAGAUUGAGGCUGAUGAAGAGGGCGAAGAGGAUCAAUACGAUGACGAGGAUCCCGAUGUUGGUGUGGGCGAAGCUUCUCCCGCUGUCGAGGAAGCCACGCCGCCAAAUUACGAUCCGGAGACUCUGCGUUUAAUUGAACAGGCCAACGAGGCUCGAAAUGCUUUGGAGGAAGUGGAACGCAGCCUGCGCGAGAUCGAUCAGGAGGUCAAGGAGAUCGACGAGCAGAACGAAAAGGGCUACGGCCUGACCGAGGAGUGGGCUGUGCACGAUGGCCAGUGCUACAACUUCGAGGAUCGGGAGUAUGUCUACACUCUUUGUCCCUUCGAUCGUGCCUCGCAGAAGCCAAGGAGCGGAGGAUCCGAGACCACUCUGGGUCGUUGGGAUAAGUGGAUCGGAGAGCCCAAGAAGUUCUCACAGCAAAAGUACUCCAAUGGAGCCGCCUGCUGGAAUGGUCCAAACCGUUCGGCCAUUAUCAACAUCAGUUGUGCUCUGGAACCCAAAAUCACUGCCGUCAGCGAACCCAAUCGCUGUGAAUAUUACUUUGAAUUCGAAACUCCCGCCGCCUGCGACAGCCAAGCUUUCCAAGCGGAGUCCGAAAACCUUCACGACGAACUCUGAAAAGAUCAACAAUCAAAUAUGAGCCUAACAGAAAUGUGUGUGCUUGGCAUACGAAAAUCAGAGAUUUGGGGAUUGUAUUUUAGUUUUAAAGGAGAAUAUUAAUUUUGUCGAGAUCAUUCCCAAGCUGUUGCAGGAAAAUCAUCAAGAAUUGUAGCAAAUUAAUUCAGUGUAUGCAUUUAAGCAAAAAGUACAUCAUGUUUCAUUCUGAAUAAAGUGUAAACACCUAGUAUUUGUAAAAAAAAAAUUAUAGUUGAGCACAUUGAGUGUUGAAAUAUCAAAGGACGGGAGUUUUUGGAAUGUACUUUAGUAAAUUACGGAAUUUUUGUUGAAGUCAUUCCCUUGCUUAGUCCAAGUAUUGAUGUUAUAUGUAAAGACCAAGCAUGGAAAACCUUUAAGUUUCAUGUUUUAAAUAUACUUAAUUUUGUAAUAUUUGAGCACAAGAUGUUUCAAUGUAACAAAGAUUAUAUAGGUGAUAUAAAAAUACCCACAAUAGUUUCUAUAUAAAGUAAAUCAAUGUAAUGUGUGCAUUUAAACAAAAAAUGAAGUUUCGUUUUGAAUAAAG